AUGAUCACCAACACCCAACUCGACGGCAUCGCUCUCGUUGUCGGCUCCGGCCGAGGCAUCGGCCAACAAGCCGCCUUCUCGCUCGCCGAAGCCGGCGCAAAAGUUGUCGUAUUCGCCGACAUCAACGAAGAAACGGCCAAAGAGUCCGCCGAGGAAAGCAAGAAAUACGCCUCGAACAAGGACUACACGGCCACGACGUUCACGGUGAAUGUGUCUGACCCGAAAGGCGUGCAGGAGAUGGUUGACUUCGUGGUUGAGAAAUUUGGUCGCUUGGAUUAUUGUGUUAAUGGGGCUGGGAUCGACAACGGCGUCCACGCGCCCAUCGCAGAAACCGACAUCGACAAUUUCGACCGCAUCAUGAAUAUCAACGCCAAGGGGAUGAUGCUCUGUGUCCGCGCGCAAUGCGCCGCCAUGCGCAAGCAGACCCCGCGACAGAUCCAGGGACGUAACGGUACGCGCGAUAUCGGCCGCGGCGCGAUUGUGAACAUCGCGUCUGCGAACUCCUUCGCUGGCCUGCCCAGGAAGGGGUCCUAUACUGUGUCGAAGCAUGCGGUUAUGGGGUUGACAAAGAUGGCUGGCCUCGAUCACGCCGCCGAAGGAAUCCGCUGCAACGCCGUCUGUCCGACCUGGGUCCGCACGCCCCUGCUAGACGUCGAACUGAAGAGUAACCCCGAAGUAGUGGGCAUGAUCUCGGCGAUUGUGCCGAUCAAGCGCGCCGCGGAGAGCGAUGAGGUGUCGGACACGAUUGCUUUCCUAGUGAGUCCGGCGGCGAGCUAUAUCAAUGGGGCGAGUAUUCUGAUUGAUGCGGCGGUGACGACGACGGUGAGGCUUUUCUGA
Molecule: messenger RNA, 837 nt
Organism: Aspergillus melleus
Lineage: Eukaryota; Fungi; Ascomycota; Eurotiomycetes; Eurotiales; Aspergillaceae
Product: SDR family NAD(P)-dependent oxidoreductase
Exons: 4
Coding region: 1-837 (278 amino acids)
Molecular function (GO): oxidoreductase activity
Source: RefSeq, a predicted model, not a curated record